AUGCAUGAAUACUCUGUUCGCAUGAAAGGGUUCAUGCACAACACAGUUGAUGACUUACGUGUAAUGAACUACUUCCGGGUUAAAUUCAGAAGGGUUAAGCAGUAUGAUCCAAUUCAGUGUUGUUGGUUUCCUCCAGACCAACGGGAGAUGUUAUUGUGCUGUGACAGGGCCUCUAGGAAUAAUCCAGGCGUGGCUGGUGCUGGAGUUGUAGCAAGAGACACUAGAUGUGGUGUUGUAGGAUCUAUGGAAAUUGGGAUGGGCAUUACGUCCAAAUUUUUGGCUGAGCUUUAUUGUAUUGUAGUUGUCCUUGAGUGGGCGGUUCAAUGGGGUUUUCGUAAGAUUCUCAUUAGAUCGAAUUCUGCAAGCGUGAUCAACAUUUUGGAGAAAAAAACUUUGAUGUGGUUUGUUCAACAAAGGUGGGAGGAUGUUUGUGCUAGAAAUGACUCUAUUAGAUUUGUGCAUUCGUUUCGUGAAGGAAAUUUUGCUACUGAUAAAAUGGCUAGAAGAGGUUGUAAUUUAGGAAAUGGUGUGGGCAUGUAUUAUGUAGACCGACCAGAUUUUUUACGCUCUAUUGAGUUACCAAAUGUUGCUUAUUUUCGUUUUAAGUAG
Molecule: messenger RNA, 609 nt
Organism: Papaver somniferum (opium poppy)
Lineage: Eukaryota; Viridiplantae; Streptophyta; Magnoliopsida; Ranunculales; Papaveraceae
Exons: 1
Coding region: 1-609 (202 amino acids)
Molecular function (GO): nucleic acid binding; RNA-DNA hybrid ribonuclease activity
Source: RefSeq, a predicted model, not a curated record